Cajanus cajan (pigeon pea) is the source of this 1435-nucleotide messenger RNA. The record is from RefSeq and is a predicted model, not a curated record. NCBI's taxonomy places the organism in Eukaryota, Viridiplantae, Streptophyta, Magnoliopsida, Fabales, Fabaceae.
UCUUUCUCUCCUAGGGCCCCCUCUAACUCUAACUAGGGUCUAGCCACCUUUACAUAACCAUAUAUCAAACAUUUAAUUGAGAGAACCAUAAAAGCUUCAAGCUAAGGUAAUUAAACCUUCUUCCAUUCCCCAAUUCAACCUCACAGCUGUCAUCCUCUUACUAGAGGAGAUACGUACGUAGUACUUAGAUUAUUAUUAUUUAUAAGUGGUGUUUCAUUUCAACUCAUCAUAUAUUCAGAUCCAAAAUUAAACCCUGUUUAUUCUUCCUCCAUGCUCUCCUUAAUUUCCCUUUUAUUUUUCUUUUUGAGCCAAUUAAUCUUUAAAGAAUCGCCAAAUUAAGCUACAACACAGAGCGAUCUGAAGCACCAGCCCCAUCCCAUAUAUUUCAUAUUUGUUUGGUCAUGAACACCAACAACCAGAGUGCAUUCACAAAUGUGAACAGCACUUGGAACCUUGAAAAGAUGGAAACAAAUGAACAACAAGAUGAUCACCAUGAUAUUAUUCUCCAAGUCCACGACCCUAUGAAUUCUGGGAUUUGGCCCAACAACUACCAAAACCAAAACCUUAACCUUGUUCAUCAAAUGCAUCAAACACCAACCACAACCUCUUCCUCAGGGUUCCUCAGUGACAUACUAGGCGUACACAACGUAGAAGAAGAUGAAGAGCCAGAAGAAGAGCUUGGAGCCAUGAAGGAGAUGAUGUACAAGAUCGCUGCUAUGCAGCCAGUGGACAUCGACCCCGCCACCAUCCGAAAACCAAAGAGAAGAAACGUUCGCAUCAGCGACGACCCUCAGAGUGUGGCUGCACGCCACAGGAGAGAGAGGAUCAGCGAGAAAAUCCGCAUCCUCCAAAGACUCGUCCCCGGAGGAACCAAAAUGGACACAGCUUCAAUGCUUGAUGAAGCCAUUCGCUAUGUCAAGUUCUUGAAGAGACAAAUCAGGUUGCUCCAAUCCAUUCCUCAAACCUCACAACCGCAACCACAAUGCAUUACCACUCAUCAUGCUAGUAGCACCUUCUUGUUAGCCCCAUCUUGUGAUUGGUCUUUUGCACCAAAUCUGUUACUCAGUUCCACCGCUGUCGCCACCGCCGCCAUCGACAUGCCGCCCGGACUCGGAUUCCAUGGCCAUGCUCAUGCUUGUGAUGCCUCCUCCAGCUUCAAUCAUCAUGAGGUAAUCAGUGAAUAAUUAGUAUUAGUAGGGGUUAUUGAUUAUUAAUUAUAUUAGGUUAAAUUAUUAUUGUAUAUGUAUAUGGAAUUGAGGAGUGUUUAGCAUUAGUGUAUGUGUAUGUUGAUGAGUGUAUGAGUUUGGGGGAAUUGAAGAAAAAGAAUGAAGGGGGAAUAUUUUAGGGGAGGGGAAAGGUUUGUUAGGAUGUUGUUGACUAAAGAUUGUGUAGAAUAAUCAUAACGGUUGGCUUGGUUACGUACUAGAGCCAUAUA